AUGGGUAUUGCCAACAAGAAAGCCUUACCUGGUCAAAGGACUCCGGGUAACGUUGGAAGGAGUUUAAAAGUCUUAAACUGCAACAAUCCAACAUUCCAAACCCUGCCUAUGGCUUUGAGGGCGGCUGCGGUUGCGGCGCAGCCUUCGUCGCGCACGGUGGAACCCAAAUCCUCCCUCUUCGUUUCCGGGCUUAACAAACGGACGACAUCUGAACGCCUACUCCAAGAAUUUUCUAAGUUUGGCAAAGUUGUUCGCACUAGGGUGAUGAUCGAUAGAGAAGGUUGUUCUAAAGGGUAUGGUUUUGUACAAUAUGCCACUAUAGAAGAGGCUGCAAAGGGCAUCGAAAGCAUGAAUGGAAAGUUUUUGGAUGGUUGGAUUAUAUUUGUAGAGUAUGCCAAAUCUAUCCCAGAACCUACACAGCAAUCUCACCGGUAUCUCCGGCAGUAGAGGUUCGUAAUUGGCUAAGACGAUAAACAGGCCAAAUGCGGGUGGCUUGUCUUCGUGCUUCAAAUUCUAACUAGAAGCAUUAGUUUUUGUAGAAGUUUUAUAUUGUAGUGCAAUGGUUCUCUUUGGAUGCCGUGAUGUAUCAUAAAUUUGAUUUGUAAUAUCACUUGGUUGAGAUGAGAGCUAACAUUAUUAUUCAUCAUAUAAAACAUACACAUUCACUUGUA
Messenger RNA from Arachis duranensis, 671 nucleotides. Its product is annotated as organelle RRM domain-containing protein 2, mitochondrial. The transcript has 6 exons. Gene Ontology annotation, cellular component: mitochondrion. The record is from RefSeq and is a predicted model, not a curated record. Bases 1 to 447 code for a protein of 148 amino acids. Gene Ontology annotation, biological process: mitochondrial mRNA modification. Gene Ontology annotation, molecular function: RNA binding. Lineage: Eukaryota; Viridiplantae; Streptophyta; Magnoliopsida; Fabales; Fabaceae.